Messenger RNA from Daktulosphaira vitifoliae (grape phylloxera), 713 nucleotides. RefSeq lists its product as uncharacterized. The transcript is spliced from 3 exons. Lineage: Eukaryota; Metazoa; Arthropoda; Insecta; Hemiptera; Phylloxeridae. The coding region runs from base 93 to 461 and encodes 122 amino acids. The record is from RefSeq and is a predicted model, not a curated record.
CUGGCCCUCCAGAGUUUGGUUUAUUAUUGUACCAAGCACUUCAACCGUUACAGGCCACACAUCAUCAACAGAUUUAUCCAGUAUCAUACAAAAUGACCAAUCAAAUUUUACUAAUAAACAUCGUAGUACUAUUAAUCACUACAGUUAUGUCCCUACUUCCAUCAAUAAAUGGAAAUGUAAUAGACCAAAGAGCAUUACAAAAAGAAUUGAGAGAAAGAAAUCCUGAAAUAAUUUCACUGGAUGAUAAGAUGGACUACCGCGAUUUCGACGAACCAAACGUUAAUGACUAUGUAUUAAAACCUAAGGAUGAUGAACAAAGUUUAGAAAACGCAUUAAUCAAAUAUUUGAUUACUAGGCAGAUAGAAAAUCUACGUGCUCGAAGAACAGAUAUGAUCAGAGCCCAAAAAAAAAAAAGCUAUUGGAAACAAUGCGCUUUCAACGCGGUAUCAUGUUUUGGUUAAACACUAAAUAAGUUGUAAUAUGCUGAUAAAUACCUUAAUAAUGUCUCAAAUCAAUGAUUAUACAUCACAGCUUUGAUCCUAAAUGCUAUCGGUUAUUGUGUACUCUGUUUAUCAUUUUUUUUUUUUUUCUGAAGUGGCAUUGUACCACGAAAGCAUAUUCAUAAUUUGAUAUUUUACUCAUAGAUUUUGUAUCAAUAUGAUAACAUAAGAUUUGUGUAAUAUCAUUUUGGGAUUAAAAAUCACUAAAAUUUA